Molecule: messenger RNA, 639 nt
Organism: Plasmodium gonderi
Lineage: Eukaryota; Apicomplexa; Aconoidasida; Haemosporida; Plasmodiidae
Product: 50S ribosomal protein L13
Exons: 2
Coding region: 1-639 (212 amino acids)
Biological process (GO): translation; negative regulation of translation
Cellular component (GO): mitochondrial large ribosomal subunit; ribosome
Molecular function (GO): structural constituent of ribosome; mRNA binding
Source: RefSeq, a predicted model, not a curated record
AUGCUUGGAUUAAGUACGCGUAGAUUAGCUGGGUAUCCCAAAGCCUCUUUCCAUGAGCAGAACAUAAACCCAUUUUCGAAUGUACAAUGGAAAAGCACGCCUUUCAUGAAGAAGAACAUGCCCAAAACGGACAUUUUUGCAGAAGAACAUGUGUCGAAGAAUGCAAUCAGUGUGUUUGACAAGGAAAAGGGUAAUUGGUUUGUUAUUGAUGCAUAUAACAAAAGCGUUGGAAGUCUAAGUGUAUGCAUCUGCAAGCUGUUGCAAGGGAAGUACAGAGUUGAUUACAAUUCCAAUAGAGUGAACAGUAGUAGUGUAAUAGUAGUUAACGCAAUUCAUGUUAAGUUUUAUGGACACACCUGGGAUACAAAGAUAUAUAAAUUUCCAAGAAAAAGUCAUUCAAAAGGUCAUAAAAUAUUAACAUGCAAGACAGUUUUUGCUAGAAACCCUUCCAUGAUAUUAAACUUAGCUGUUAAAAGAAUGCUACCAAAUAAUAGAUUGCGACAAAUUUUUUAUAGAAAACUUUUUGUUUAUCCAGGAGCUCUUCACCCACACUGGAGUAUACCUCAAGUCAUAGUUCCAAAGAAGGAAAUGGAUUCUAAUUCUGACCAAAGUAGAAUAAUGGCAUUUACUGUUGUGUAA